Geodia barretti is the source of this 1338-nucleotide messenger RNA. The record is from the annotation of a GenBank genome assembly. NCBI's taxonomy places the organism in Eukaryota, Metazoa, Porifera, Demospongiae, Tetractinellida, Geodiidae.
AGUACCUCUAGCUCUGUGUUCAUGUUAUGGCACACAAUUUCGUAGUGACGGACACGUCGCCGCCGCCGAAGUCGUCCAUCGCAUACACGGUGUGCGGCGCUCAAACCAUCGCGACCGAGUGCUUGAUCAUCCCAUGUGACGGAGAUGCCCACAGCCGGAUUCCCCCCAGCCGAGAGAAACCACCAGGAAGUGUUGUGUACAGGAUGCUUACCUCGAGCGACAUACUGGACAAAGUUAUUUUCAGUCGCUCUUCGUCGGGCAUGAACCCAACGCCGCUGCCAGAAGUGGCGCGCGAUGUAACGGCCAUCGAGAAUCUGAUCGGUAGCGACCCGCUGAAGACCCAUAAGGAGACGGUAUACGAAACCGCUAUGCAGUCGAAGCCAGGUUUCAGCAAAAAGCUGGCCUACCUUGAGAAAAUACAAUCCUUCCUGUGCGAAUGCAAAGAAAUGUCCGGAGCCUUGAUCUGGUUUGCUGGCCACGGGGAGAUGGAGACCGGUGAUUGGGUGGUAGGUAAUGAUCAUGACACCGUCACUUUUGAAGAAGUACUCGAGCUCUAUGUGAAGUUUUUCUUCAACCGCAUCCUGUACAUUGUAUGUGAUUGCUGCUACUCUGGAACCUGGGUCACCAAACUAGCAAAAAAACUAGAUGAAUUGGGAAUCGGAGCUUGUGGCCAUGAAGCAAAGAAGAAUCACUUUUUUCUCAAAGUUGUUGCCUCUUGUAAGGAAAAGGAGAAAGCUGGUGAUGGUUUUUUUAGAGCAGAGGGUGUCUGUGCUGCUGAAGAUCACUCUAUGCAGUUUCCCCACAACAAAUUUCUACGGGGAUCUCAAAAAACGAUGGUUCUGGAUACAACAAGCAUGCGUUGCUUUCGCGACCCAUCGACCGAAUGCAGUCUUCACAAGAUGGAACGCAAGCAUCAGUGGAAGUGGGUUGAUUUAUUGAAGAAGCAUGAGUCUUUGAGCAAACGCUUCGAGUUUGUCUGCAGUACCAACUACUGGUACGCUGUGUUUUUUCACGAGAGCAAGUGUGACAAAAUGGUUGAAAUUUCAGAGAAUAAAUUGAGUAGUUGUGGCUUUAUUGUAGCCAAAGGAAAAAGAGCCAAUCCCUCCACGAGAAGCUGUGUCCAAACUGUGCCUAUACUCUCCCCUGAAUUACGACCCCCAUAACCUUCCAGAAAACCGUUUCGAUCCUACCAAAUAUUAUUAUGUGUAUUAUUCCUAAAGCAUUGAAAAUGUACUUGUUUUUUCUAAUUCACGUUAGUUUGUAAGUGAUUACUAGUUGAUCCUUUCUAUAACGUUUUUUAUCUUUCCGUUGAUCCCUACAAUACCUACCGCACAAAGA